Molecule: messenger RNA, 361 nt
Organism: Symbiodinium sp. CCMP2456
Lineage: Eukaryota; Dinophyceae; Suessiales; Symbiodiniaceae
Source: the annotation of a GenBank genome assembly
GACCACCACCUUCAACAUCGGCUUCUACCCUCCAGCUUUCAUCCCUCUGCUGCUGGGCUUCGUGAUCACGGCGGUGGAGACGGCCUCGUGCGAUGUCAGUGGCCUGCCCAUCGAGGGCCCAGAUGCCGACUCCCGUAUCCAGGGCGGCCUGCUUGCCGACGGCGUGAACAGCUUCCUGGCCUGCUUGAUGACUUGCCCGCCCAACACGACCUUCUCCCAGAACAACGGCGUGAUCGCCAUCACGCGCUGCGCUUCCCGGGCCGCGGGCAUCGCCUGCUGCUUGUGGCUCAUCCUGCUGGGCUGCUUCGAGAGACUCGGCGCAGCAUGCAAACAUCUCCCAUGCUCAUGCUGUGCUGCGUGA